AUGCCAGUGGCAAGGUUGGCGGUGUGCUGUCCUCCACAUCUCUCUCAUUACUGCUCCAUCCUAUCCGACAGUCAGUCCGUCUAUUCAUCUGUACAGAUCGACCCUACUGUCAACAUGCCAGCCCUCACAUGCUAUGCAUAUCUUCUGGCCUCAUUGCCUCCUAACAUAGGAUUUCAGACUGACACAACCUUGACGCCUUUUUUCCACGGCACAACAACGUCCCGUUGCUCCACGGACCUGAUCCGGGAGAAAAAAGAACUGCGCCCUUCCACCGGAUCGACUGUACCACGAGGCCGAUCAAAUCGAUAG
This is a messenger RNA of Protopolystoma xenopodis, 309 nucleotides long. NCBI's taxonomy places the organism in Eukaryota, Metazoa, Platyhelminthes, Monogenea, Polystomatidea, Polystomatidae. The record is from the annotation of a GenBank genome assembly.